This is a messenger RNA of Syngnathoides biaculeatus (alligator pipefish), 946 nucleotides long. RefSeq names its product myogenic factor 6 (gene myf6). Gene Ontology annotation, molecular function: RNA polymerase II cis-regulatory region sequence-specific DNA binding; protein dimerization activity; DNA-binding transcription factor activity, RNA polymerase II-specific. The coding region runs from base 203 to 946 and encodes 247 amino acids. The transcript has 3 exons. NCBI's taxonomy places the organism in Eukaryota, Metazoa, Chordata, Actinopteri, Syngnathiformes, Syngnathidae. Gene Ontology annotation, biological process: regulation of transcription by RNA polymerase II; muscle organ development; positive regulation of myoblast differentiation. The record is from RefSeq and is a predicted model, not a curated record.
ACGUGAGUUUAAAAGGAAAAUGGCAGUUUGACGCACCUGUUGUGAAAUGCGAGGUGACAUUCGUAUAGUGUGUGUGUAUUUCGCCACACAGUGUUUGUUAAAAAAGAAGAAAAAAAAAAAAGAUGGCUGCAGCCAAAGCGCGGGAUAGAGUUUCACAUUCUAUAUAUAAGCCCGCCGGGUGCCGAAUGUCGCGGCUAUUUAAAUGCCACAGCAGUCGCACUUGAGCGAGCACACGCCACGUCGCCACAAUAUGAUGGACCUUUUUGAGACCAACGUGUACCUCUUCAACGAUUUGCGCUACUUGGACGACAGCGACAAUGGCUCGCUGCACCACCUGGACAUGGCGGGGGUGUCGCCACUCUACCACGCCGCCGCCGAGGACGACGACAGCCCGUCGUCGCCGGGGCGGGACCGGGCGGCGUCAGAGACGGGCGAGGACAGCAGCGGCGAAGAGCACGUCCUGGCGCCGCCCGGCCUGCGGUCCCACUGCGAGGGCCAGUGCCUCAUGUGGGCCUGCAAAGUGUGCAAAAGAAAGUCGGCGCCCACCGACCGCCGCAAAGCCGCCACGCUGCGCGAGCGCCGCCGCCUCAAGAAGAUCAACGAGGCUUUUGACGCCCUCAAGAGGAAGACGGUGUCCAACCCCAACCAGAGGCUGCCCAAAGUGGAGAUCUUGCGCAGCGCCAUCAGCUACAUCGAGAGGCUGCAGGAGCUCCUGCACAACUUGGACGAGCAGGAUCACUCCAUGGAACAAGACGCUGCGCUUGCUUCAGGAAACCCUUGGAAGAAGUCCUGCGAGACGUGGACCAACAUGGCGGACCAUUCCGGCGCCGGAUCGGUGAACCAGAGGGAAGGGUCCGGCGAGUCCUCGGCGUCCUGCAGCCUCCUGCGUCUGUCGUCCAUUGUGGACAGCAUCAGCAGCGGCGAGACGGCAGCUUUGGAAAAAUAA